Messenger RNA from Insectozyma verbasci, 1284 nucleotides. The record is from the annotation of a GenBank genome assembly. NCBI's taxonomy places the organism in Eukaryota, Fungi, Ascomycota, Pichiomycetes, Serinales, Debaryomycetaceae.
AUGAUUUACGAUACAAUUAUAUCACCAGGUUUAGGUAUUGGUAAUGAUAUAAAAUUAGGUUCAUCAUUAUAUAACGUAGUCAACAACUUAGAUAAAUUUAAAUAUAAAAUCAAGAUUUUAUAUUCAAAUAAAGAAUAUUAUGAUAAUCCUAUAAUUAUCCAAUUGUUAGAUUUAAACAUUAGAUUAACUUUCAAAAAUCAAUGCCUAGAUUUAAUUGAACUACUCAAUCUCAGUAAUAAUCAAUCCAGAAAGUUAUUAAGAUUGAAUUUCAAUAAUCAAAUUUUGAAUGAAAUUGAAGGAUCAAAUUCUGAAGUUACGUCAUGUUCUAGUUCAACUAUGUCUGAAUCAAGUUUAACUACUUCUGGAUCAACCUUCAAUACACUAAUAUCAAACUCACCUGCUUUUCAAACUAUAUAUAAUAAAGUUUUUGGACCUACUUAUCCUGGAAUAUUAAAGAAUCAAUUUUAUAUACUACUGUAUAAUGGAAUUUCAUUUAAGUUUGAAAUUUUAAAUACAGGCUUAUUGGAAUGCUUGAAAUCAAUAGAUGACGGUCAAAUUUUAAGUAAAUUGUUGAAUUGGGAUAAUCCAGAAGAUAUAAUUUGUGAUUCAAUUGCAAUAUUCAAAGGCGAUUCAUGGAAAGACUACAAACAAAAGCCUAAACCAAAAGAUUUUAAUAGAUUAAGUAUUGAUCUAGAUAAAGGUAUUAUUAAAUUGAGUGAGGAAGAGAUAGUCAUUGGUAGUUCAACACAACAAGAAAUUUUAAAUUUAUUAGGUCCACCCGAUGAAUUAUUCAACAAAACAGAUUCUAAAUUCCUAAUUCAUAAUCAAUUAGAUACUAAAUCCUCAUUCCAUAAUUAUUUCCGCUUAGGAAUUGAUAUAUUAUACGAUGUGAAACAAAGUUCAUACUACGAUCAAAAUAAUUUACACUCAGUAGUUAAGAAAGUAAUUUUACAUAACGGUGGAGUAGCUGAAUGUUUAAACUUUAUGAAAUGGAAUAAAUGCAAUUGGACAAUUCAAGUAGAUAAAUCAACGAAAAUCACUUCAGAAAUGUAUUUUAAUGAUCUUCCUACAAGUUUUAAAACUUUGACUCCUGUGUUAUUAAAUCGUUAUGAAUCUGAAUUUAUAGAUCAUGAUUUAGAUAUAAUUGAGUCUCCAAAUAUUAAUAAAAGGAUUCUGGAUUGUAAAGUUAAAACAUGGGGUCAGUCUAAAUUAUAUGGUUUUAAUCGUUGUAUUUUGGAGGUUUUAAAUUCUAAUGGGUGUAUUUCUUCGGUUACUAUAUAUUAA